UGCACAUUCUAAUCUAGGUCCCUGUGCUUACCUGAAACCACUGGGCGGAAUUAAGAUGUGGGUGUACCUCUUGCUGUUGCUGUGUGUGGGGGUGUGUGAUAGUUACCCCAACGGGAAGGUUGAGGCCAGCUGUGGUGACAUGGUUCCUUCACAUGGUGUGAAUGCUCAGACCAGCACAGCACCAUACACUGUCACGGCAGAUAAAAGCAGCUACAUGUAUGGAGACACCAUCACAGUGACACUGAGUGCUAACUCAGGAACAGUGUUUGAGGGGUUUAUGUUGCAAGCUAGGCUGGUGGGAGGAAAUGCUCCUGUCGGAUCCUUCAGUCUGAUUGAAAGUUAUUCCCAACUCCUGAACUGCCCUGGACUGUCUAACUCUGCAGUUUCUCACUCGUCCAAUAGCAAAAUAACUCUACUCCAGAGCAAAUGGACUGCACCAACAUCUGGCAAUCUUAGCCACAUUGAGUUCAGAGUCACAUUUGUACAGUCUAAGGACACCUUUUGGGUGGCAGUGAAAAGCACACAGAUCACCUACACUGGAGAACUUACUUGUGGCGUCAGUAAAACUUGUCUAAGCCAGCCAGAUGGCUGCAACCCUGCCACCAGCUCAAGCUGCUACUUCUUGUCAGUUGCACCCACUGCAACUCAGUCAGAGUUUAAGGUGGACAUCAUCGGCAGUGCCAAUGGUUAUGUUGCUAUUGGAUUUUCGGAUGACAACAUAAUGGGAAGUGACGAUAUCUAUAUCUGUGGAAAGGACUCCCUUGGAACAAUCAACAUACAGCAUGCAUUUACAGCGGAAACCAGGAAAACACCAUCCAUCAUCACCCUGGGAAAUGUGACAACUCUCAGUGCAUCACUGAAUAACGGAGUGAUUAACUGCUCCUUCACCUCUCAAAAUGCCAUCAGUACCACAAGAAAAGCCACAACAUCCAGCAGCUAUUACCUGUUUUUUGCCUAUGGAGACAGCAGCAAUGGGGUGAUCCAGGAGCACACUAGUAAACCCCUGGUUAGCGCCAGUAAGGUGGACAUCUUUAAUCCACAGCCACUGGUGGAGCAAUCUGAGGAAUUUCCACCCAUUGUAAAAGCUCACGGAUGUUUGAUGCUGAUUGCGUGGAUGACCACUGGCAGUGUCGGCAUGCUCAUUGCCCGUUUCUGGAAGGGUUCAUCACGGAUACGUUGCUGUGGAAAAGACUUCUGGUUUGUGGCUCACGUGUUUUUGAUGACGCUCACAGUUAUUGCUACCGCUAUUGCAUUUAUCUUGGUGUUUUCAUACAGUAAAGACUGGAGUGGGGGAGCUCAUCCAGUUCUGGGAUGUUUGGUGAUGAUUCUCAGCCUCAUGCAGCCAAUUGCCGCUGCCUUCCGCUGUUCACCACAGGAUGACAGGAGGUUCAUUUUUAACUGGGCUCAUUCCAUCAAUGCUUUAGCUAUUAAAGGACUUGCAGUGGCGGCAAUUUUUACAGGCCUGAUACUGUUUGACAGAUCAGAAUCUCAGUGGCUACCAAAAGUGAUGGGGGGAUUUGUGGCAUGGGAGGCGCUGCUCUUUCUCUGCCAAGAUGUAUUCCAUAAAUACAAAGAAAAAGAUGGAGAUGACUCUGGUGGGAUGUCUACAGGAGUGAUUUUGUUAAUAAUAUUUUUGUUGGGAAACCUGGCGUUCCUGGUGGCUCUGCUUGUUGGAAUCGGUAAUGGUUAAACUCAUCACUAAGUGAAGCUGGACUGCUUUUAUUAUGAUAAAGACAGGAAUUGUACUCUCAUGGUGUUUAAUUAAAUCUAUAAACACUUAAUGUAAACUACACAU
This is a messenger RNA of Trichomycterus rosablanca, 1795 nucleotides long. Its product is annotated as putative ferric-chelate reductase 1. The coding region runs from base 56 to 1690 and encodes 544 amino acids. Gene Ontology annotation, cellular component: membrane. The record is from RefSeq and is a predicted model, not a curated record. The transcript has 16 exons. Lineage: Eukaryota; Metazoa; Chordata; Actinopteri; Siluriformes; Trichomycteridae.